Suillus subaureus is the source of this 258-nucleotide messenger RNA. RefSeq lists its product as uncharacterized. The record is from RefSeq and is a predicted model, not a curated record. The annotation marks the transcript as partial. Lineage: Eukaryota; Fungi; Basidiomycota; Agaricomycetes; Boletales; Suillaceae. The transcript has a single exon.
AUGGAUGUUGUCACCCUGUUUUUGGGUCUCUCCAAUGAACCAGAACUCGCAGGCCUGUUGUAUUUGUCUUUAACCCACUUCAUUCACUCAGCUAGUAUGAUCAAAGAUGAUAUCCUCCUUCCUCAGCCUCAUGCAAUCUCUACCUCUUCAGUGCUUCAUUUUCUACCACCAAGCAUCACUGAAUUCCUAGGCGAAUCUUUCAGUCUCUCUCAACAUGCAGUUCAUGUACUAUGGCUUGCAGUCAAAGAUAUUGUUUGG